Phragmites australis (common reed) is the source of this 1888-nucleotide messenger RNA. RefSeq lists its product as uncharacterized. Bases 137 to 1393 code for a protein of 418 amino acids. The record is from RefSeq and is a predicted model, not a curated record. Lineage: Eukaryota; Viridiplantae; Streptophyta; Magnoliopsida; Poales; Poaceae. The transcript is spliced from 3 exons.
CUAUCCAGACGCAUCCGUACCGAACACGCACCGAUCCUCUCCCCCUUUCCGCCGGCCGUCACUCUCCCUGUUCUUCGCCACUCCACCAGCCCGCCUACCAGCCCGCCGCCCGCACGCACGGCACGAGCUCGCCGCGAUGUCAUGGCUCGCGCGCUCCAUCGCGGCCACCCUCUCCUCCGCCCACUCCGACGACGAAUCUGACUCCGAGUCCACCUCCGACGACAAGAACCCGCUGCACCCGCGCUUGUCCGACCACGCCAGCGCUGACGCCGGAGACCCCGACGAGCAGCCGGACACCCCGAGCCGCGGCGUGAAGGGCGACAUCUCGGAGCUGACCGAGUCCCUCACCCGCCGCUUCUGGGGCGUCGCCUCUUUCCUUGCGCCGCCGCCCGAGGUCGAGGAGGAGGAGGAGUCGGCGGCGGCGGCUGAUGCAGAGGCGGCGGAGCAGGAGGGAGCUCAAUCGCCGCGGAUCGCCGGGAUCCGGAGCGACCUGGCGGAGAUCGGGGGCAGGGUGAGGAGCGGCAUCUCGAUGCUGUCGAACGCCAACGCCGUGACGGAGAUAUCCAGGAUUGCGUCGUCGUUCAUUCCGUUCGGCCCCGGGGAGGAGGAGGAGGGGAAGGGCGAGGCGGUCGGUGUGACCGAGGAUGUGGUGGUGUUCGUGAGACACAUCUCGGAGCAUCCCAAGACAUGGCUCGAUUUCCCCUUGUACGUUGACGACCGGCACGCGAAUGAUUUUGAACUGUCAGACGCACAAUAUGCACAUGCAGUGGCUAUAGAGCACCUUGUGCCAGGACUGUCAUAUCUCAGGACUGAGCUCUGCUCAACCAAUAUGAGUGAAGCAUGCUUUUGGAAGAUCUAUUUUGUGCUUCUCCAUUCAAAACUCAACAUGCAAGACGCUGAACUUCUUUCAACACCACAAAUCCUGGAAGCAAGAGAAGAAUUACUGCAAAGUUCACCGACAAAGAACAAGCUAUCAUCUGAGGGGUGCAAGGAUGGUGGGCCGUCAUCAGAAAACAGGAAUGUUCCCUCUACCCAACCUGAAGAUAGAGAAUUGUCACCCUCAAGGACCCAAAACAAGAGUGGGAUAUUUGAAGCUCCAUCAUCCCAAGAACCAACUUCUAAUCCUAUGACGGACGUUAAGGCUUACAAGCAUCCUAUUUCAACCACUGAGGCGGAAAUAAUUGACAAGUCUGUUAUUCAAGAAGAGUUGGUGGUGAAAAAUGAGAUGAAGAGUGUACCCACCGAGAAGUCUAACCUGCACACUGCGGAUGAUGAUGACAAAGAAGUGGACGACUGGCUUCAGGAUAUGGCCUCUGUGCCCAGAAAAACUGGCAACACCACUUCGGUGGGGGAGGAGGAAGAUGUAUCCUUCAGUGAUCUGGAGGAUGAUUAAAUGAAGGCCAUUAUGCAAGCCCAUUAUCAGCUAGCUAGACGGUAAGCUCGGAUCGAAGAACACUCACUGCUAACGGAUCAGUAUGGCGCCUCAAUGCUAGAUGGUGGCUUCAUGAAGAACAUUGCUGCCAAAAGAUCGUCACUUUGUCUCUGUGCCACUUCACUGCCUGGUUAUGGAUAUGCAGUAGCGAAAUCACGAUAACAAUGCCACGGAGUCUUGCGUUCGUCCUAGUCGCAAGUUGAUGUAUCUGCACUGUCGACCGUUCUCUGUACAUAGAAUUCUACAUGUGGUCCUACACUUGUCCGUAUCACUGCCCCUUCGAACUGCUGGUGAUACGCGAUUCUGAAUGUAAUAUAAUCGUAUCAUUGUCAGAUAUCGUGUAACAUGUAGAUAUCUCGAGAACUCUUCCUUAUUGAGAAACAGGUUGCCUAUAAUCUCAAGAACGAAAUCUGCAUGUUAAGCUUGUGAGCUGUCGAAAACCCUGGAUAUUGUAAC